UAAAUAUUACAAGGUGUCAUAGCUCAUGUCUUAAUUUGGUGAUACAAAAAAAGGCCUUUCCAUUAAAACCCGACGCCAUUGAAAAAAAAUCCCUGCACAGUGGGCGCGAUUGCUCUUCUAUUUCCCGCGAUAUCUUCGUUUUUGUGGUUUUACUCCAUGAGCUGUGAUCAAAUUCUAGGGUUUUUUCUGGAGUGAUGCGAUAUUCAUUGCAGUAAGUGGGGAUUGUAGUUCAGUAGCUAUGCAUGGUACACUUUUGAUGCAUUUGCAUCUUUUUGUACAACAUUCUUCAAAGACCAUACGAAGGCCAUGACCAUGUCAACUGGUGCACGGUUGGAGCUCUCUUCUGCAAGCCCUGAUGGUCAUACAUAUGGUUCAAGCUACCCAAGUGGCCAUCGUGGGUGCUAUGCAGCAGGCUCUUUGGAGAGAUCGAGCAGCUUUCGUGACGGGAUGGAGAAUAGAACUCUCACUCCUCUUUCAAAUGCAUCUCGAAACCAUGCAUCAUCGCAUGGAGAUGCAAUGAGCUUCUCACUAGUGGACCCACUUUCAAUGGGUGACCUCAAGUUUGCACGACCUGGGGAACUUCGUAAGGUGAUCAGCAUGGCACUUGGCGUUACUUCUGAAGACCCUUCUUUAGGGACUGUUCAAGCAAAAUCUCUCCCCCCUCUAGCCCUUGAUGAACUCAAACGUGUUAAAGCCGGUAUCCAUGAAAACUUCGUUCGGGCGAGGGAGCGGGUGAAAAAUUUGAAUGAAGCCACAUCCAAAUUGGAAAAGUAUGGACAAGCGACUAUUCCAAGAAAACGAGGGAGGAUUGAUGUCUCUCCAAGCGAACGUGUGAAUGCCUUAUCUGUAGCAGGGGGUAGCAUAGUCAAAAUGGCAUCUCAGAGUCAGCUGACCUCAAAUGCAUCAGAGGAUAGGAGUAAGAGUGCUGUUCCUAAUAGACGCAUGCGAGCAUCAGCAGUGGACUUACAGGUGGAUACACGGGAUCAUGGUACAGCUAGACCAUCCGGGGCCUCAGAGAGGGACAGAGACCUCUUUAGGCUUGGAAAUGGGGGUCUGAUUCAGUCUGAAGAUAAUAGUAGGCCAUUAGCAUCUGGUGGGGAUGGCUGGGAAAAAAAGAAGUUGCGUAAGAAGCGCUCUGGAAUGAAGAUAGAUGGUUCCGGAAGUACAGGUGUGAGUGUCAACAAAGUGCUGGAUGGUGAUCGAGAACUCAAACGAGGGAUACAGCCUAGACUUGGUGGUGAUUCUCGGUCAAGAUUGAGCAAUGGCCAUGGUUUUAGGUCUGGGCUUUCUGGAAUUGUAGGAGCCAGCAAGUCGGAUGCUAACUUACCUCAAGGUAGUUCCAGUUUUCGUGCCUUGCAAAGGAGUGAACAUGACAGUGGUUCCAUUUCAAAUGAUAGAAAGGAUCAUUUUAUCGGGUUGGACAAAGAAAGAGUAACUCCCAAGAGCAUCACCAAGCCUACAAUCCGUGAAGAUAAUAGCGCAGCGAGUCCUACAUCAAUGGCAAAAGGAAAUACCACUCGAGGGCCGAGAUCUAGUCCGGCUACAUUGGUCAAGUCAUCCUCUAGUGUUCCUCGUGCGGUUGGAAAUUCUGAGGGAUGGGAAAAUCCCUCCACAAGUAAAGUUCAGCCAGUUAGUGGGGUUGGUAACCGCAAGCGCCCCAUGUCUGGAAGUUCAUCAUCCCCUCCUGUGGCUAAAUGGGGAGGCCAACGACCCCCAAAGAUGGCUCGAGUUGCAAGGACAAAUUUAGUCCCACCUGUUUCUAACCGUGAAGCUCCUACUUCUUCUGAAGGCUUUGCAAGUACAGAUGCUGGUUCCAAAUUGACUAGCACCGAUGGUGGUUUGGGGCCGUCUAGGCGUUUGUCCAAAAAUACACAGCAGGUUAAAUUAAUCGGAGAUAGUCUAUCUUCCGCUGGUUUGUCAGAAAGUGAAGAAUCUGGAGCUGUUGAAACUAAGCCAAAGGAGAAGGGCAGGAGAAAGAGUGCAAUAGAUGAGAAUGUUGGUCAAAUUGUUCCCAAGGUUUCGACCGUUCUGCUGCCUUCAAGAAAGAACAAAGUGUUUGCUGAAGAAAGUCUGGGAGAUGGGGUCAGGAGACAAGGUCGUUCUGGGAGAGGUUCUUAUCUGAGGGCUGGCAUGUCUCCAACAAUGGAAAAAGAUGAUGCUGUUAAUGCAAAGCAGCUCAGAAGUGUCCGGCAGAAUAGUGAUAAGAUUGAGAGUAAGGUUGGCCGUCCACCAAAUAAAAGGUCAUCGGACCGAAAGGCAUUUACUCGGCCUAGGCAUGGCAUAAGCAAUGGAUUGUCAGAGGUUGCAGUUGAGUCAUAUGAUGACCAUGAAGAGUUAUUGGCUGCUGCAAGUGCUGCUUUGAGUGACAGCUGUCAGGCUUGUUCUGGCUUAUUUUGGAAGCAUAUGGAACCGAUAUUUGCUUUUGUUUCUGCGGAAGACAUUACCUUUUUGAAGCAACAGAUUCAGAUGGCUGAUGCUUCCAAUGCAAAUAUUUCUCCGUUCGAUGCUGAUCAGAAUCCAAAGGAUGCUAAGGCACUCGAUGUGAAGCAGUUAUCUCUGGCCCUUGUUUCUGGAGACAUUUGUAGUGCUCUUCCAAAUGAAAAUGCGAUGGUUGAUGAAUGUGGCCAGGAUGUGCCCUCUAAGAAUGAAACCAUAGACACGGAUGCUUAUUCAGGGAAUUUGGAUAAUGGGGAAUGGCACAACACUGUCAUCCCACUUUCUCAAAGGCUUCUUUCAGCUCUAAUUGUAGAAGACAACAUUGAAGAACACUAUAGAUCUAGUAGAAUAGAAGACGAAUCCUUAAGUUAUAUGAACAAUUGUUUUUUAUCUGAUACAAGUAAUAAGUAUACUGAGAGUGAGUUCAAAAAUAUUAACGGUUUAGAGUCUGGCAUACUUCCUUUGACAGAAUCAAGCAACUGCAAUGGUCUGAGUUUACGAAGUUCUUUAAAUGGUGAAAGAUCUGCUUCCAAUGGUUAUAUAGCUCCCAAUAUUUGGAAAUACAAUGAUGAACUGGUUGAUCGGAAUGGCCUACAUUCAGAUUUUGAGAAUGUUGCAGAUGUUGGCCAGAGUCCAAAUGUAUCACAGUCUACAGAAGUUGACUAUCAUCAGAUGUCCUUGGAUGGGAAGAUUCUACUGGAGCUUCACAGUAUUGGACUUUUCCCCGAGGUGGUGCCUGACCUAGCACAUAGAGAAUAUGAAAUCAAUGAAGACAUUGCUAAAUGUAAGGAGGAGCUCCGUGAACAGCUUUUGAAGAAUAAAAAAGAGCUUGUGAAAUUGGAAAAAGCAGUCACCGAGAAGAUAGAACCUGAAAAAAGGGAACGCCAGCAUCUUGCAUUAAACAAACUUGUUGGACUUGCAUAUGAGAAGUAUAUGGGAUUCUGGGGUCCAAAUCCUUCUAGUACCAAAAGUGCCAGCAACAAGAUUGCCAAGCAAUCUGUCCAAGCUUUUGUCAAGAAAACAUUAGCUAGGUGUAGGAAAUUUGAAGAGACAGGUCAGAGCUGCUUUGAUGAGCCUGCAUAUAGGGACAUUCUCUGUUCUGUGCCUUUACAAGGCGUGGAGACAGACUACAUUGAUGACACUAUAGAGGAGGCUGGGCAUGUUUAUGCUGAUUCUGCCAUCUGCCCUUUGGAAUCUAACACUUCAGGUGCAGCCUCAUUGGCUUCAGAUCCUAUUCCUUGUUUGGUUUUGCGGAAGGGGCAGAACAUAAACAACAUUGACAGAGAUAGCACCAAUGCUUUUCAAGCUGCCAAUAACUCAACAGAACCAAGUUUUGUGAAAGAAGAGACAUGGUCAAGUAAAGUGAAGAGGAGGGAGGUAUUACUCGAUGAAGUUGUUGGUAGUACUGUUUCUAGAGCAUCUUCAGCUUUCGGUGGUGCGCUCUCUGGGGGGGCAAAAGGAAAGAGGAGUGAAAGAGAUAGAGAGGGAAAGGGGCACAACAAAGAGAUUUCAAGUAGAAAUGGUACAGCUAAAUGUGGCAGGCCAGCUUUAUCCAACACCAAGGGUGAUAGGAAGAACAAACCAAAGCCAAAGCAAAAGACAGCUCAAUUGUCUGCUUCUGUGAAUGGUCUGCUUGGUCCUGCUUCUGGGAUGCCCAAGGCUAUUGUCCCACCAAAUCAAAGCACCAAGAUAAAAAAUGAACGAGAUUUUGGUAGCACAGGCCAGGAUUCACUGAAUGAUACUGAUGGACCUCUUGAUUUUUCACAAUUGCCCCUGCCUGGAAUAGAUGAUUUAGCUGUUACUGAUGGCCUUGAUGCACAGAGUCAAGAUAUCGGUUCUUGGUUGAACGUUGAUGAUGAAGGCUUGCAAGAUCAUGAUUAUAUGGGGCUUGAGAUCCCAAUGGAUGACCUUUCAGAGUUGCAUAUGAUGGUUUGAAGGCGAUCUGGUUGUACCUCUGUAUAUUUUUGUGCAUUAUGGAGUAAAAGAAAAUAUAGUUGGUGUAGUGGUUUCUUCUCCAAGUUUACCAAUUGGCAGCUGGGGCUUGUAAGCCACUAAUUCUUUUAUAUACUUCUCUCCCCAGAGUUUGCAUGGAGCAUGUACGAUGUGGUGGUUGUAAGGCUUGCUCCCUUUACAAUGUUUAUCUGAUCUUGAUGCCAAGUUUUGAUUUCCCAUGUAUAGCUCAUGGCUGGCUAUGAAAUCUGUCCUGUGCAUCCUUUGUAGCCUUACAGAGUGGCAAAUCAGAGUUCAAUUUGUACAUACAUUUCUAUUUCCAAUAAGAUUUCAUAUUUUCUUUGUUGCA
Amborella trichopoda is the source of this 4735-nucleotide messenger RNA. RefSeq lists its product as uncharacterized. The record is from RefSeq and is a predicted model, not a curated record. Lineage: Eukaryota; Viridiplantae; Streptophyta; Magnoliopsida; Amborellales; Amborellaceae.